AUGCUCGCGCAAAAAUCACCAUCGUCGAACGCGGUAAAAGGAAGCACGAGGACGUCCUCCUCUCUCUCGAAAAGACGACGACAAGAAGGACCGCACGCGUCUUUGUCUUUUUUGUCUUCUUUUCGCGCGACGAGUACGAAGAGGACAUCUUCGAAACGUCUUCUUCUCGAGAACGCUUUGAAAGUGUACUCCGGGGAGAAGUCCUUCUCCGGUGUUUCCCGAGACGACGAAGAAGGAAGAAGACGCGAAAAGGCGAUUUGGAGGAGAGGGGUGAAAAAGAACGCGGGGUCGAGUCUUUGUGUGCCUCCUUUACGUGCCGCCAACAAGGAAAAUGGACAAUCUGACUUUGAACGCGCGACGAUUUCGGCGAAGACAUCGAAAGAGUUUUCGUCGGCAGAUUUUGGUGAAGAAUGCGUCGGCGUUGGGAUGAACGUGGAGUGCGAAAUACCGAUCGCGGAAUGUGACGACGACAUGGAUGGUCGCGUCGUUUCUCCCGUUCCUGUUCAGUUUAAUAAAGGAGAAGGAGAAGAAGGAGAUGAUCGGUGUGUUGCGAAUUCAACGGUUGAAAAGCGGAAGAAAAAGCGAACGAUGAUGGCGAAAGGCGGCGUCGACUCGACGUCUCGGGACGAGUCGUGCGUCGGCGUCGGGAUCGACGCGGAGUGUCCGAUUGAAGAAGAAGAAGAAGAACUGUUGUUGUCGUCGUCGAUGACGAGAGAGGUGGAGGUGGAAGAGGGCGUUGUCGCCGCCGCUACUGCGAAGAGUGGGAAGCAGAAGCAAGAAUUUCCGGCGUUGUUUUACGUCGCGCCGUUCUUUCUCUGGGGGACGAGCAUGGUCUCGAUGAAGGAGGUGCUGCCGCUCACUUCGCCGAUGUUUGUCGCGACGGUGAGGUUGAUUCCAGCCGGUUUGAUUCUCAUUUUGUGGGCCGUGUCAAAGAAUAGAAAGUUUCCGAAGAAUGCGAAAGGGUGGUUGGCGGUGUCGUUGUUCGCGUUAGUCGAUGGGGCUAUGUUUCAAGGGUGUUUAGCGGAAGGGUUGGCGAAGACGAGCGCCGGGUUGGGAUCGGUCAUCAUCGAUUCGCAGCCGCUGACCGUGGCAAUUUUGGCGUCGAUUUUCUUUGGCGAGACGUUAGGUGCGGCUGGUAUUGGUGGGUUAGCGUUAGGCGUGGUUGGUUUGUCGCUGUUGGAGAUACCGAGCGAGACUUUAGCUGGGUUCAUGAGUAAGAGUAGUAGCGGCGGUGGCGCGGAUGGGGGAAGCGCGAGCACUUUUUUACAGUCGUUCGCGGCGCACCCGUUUGACUCUGGAGAGUUUUGGAUGCUUCUCGCAGCACAAAGCAUGGCAGUUGGAACCGUCAUGGUUCGCUGGGUCGUUAAAUACGUCGAUCCAGUCAUGGCGACUGGGUUACACAUGUUUCUCGGCGGCAUUCCUCUGUUGAUAUAUUCGCUCGUCUCUGAACGGGACGUGUACGAAAACAUCUUCGGUGACGGGGGGGGUGCUUUAGGUAUCGCGGACGGCGCGAAUUUGCUCUACGCCUCCGUGUUUGGCGGCGCGUUGGCGUACUCCCUGUUCUUCUACUUCGCCAGUUCUGGAAACUUGACGAAAUUGUCUAGUUUAACGUUCUUAACGCCCGUUUUUGCCGUCGUCGGCGGCUAUUUCGCGCUCGGCGAAACGUUGGACGCGCAACAACUCGUCGGCGCCGCAGUGACGCUCGGCGGGAUUUAUUUAGUCAACAAGAACGCUGGAGGUAACGACGGCUCGUGA
This is a messenger RNA of Bathycoccus prasinos, 1755 nucleotides long. RefSeq lists its product with no specific name. The transcript has a single exon. The record is from RefSeq and is a predicted model, not a curated record. Gene Ontology annotation, cellular component: membrane; chloroplast. The coding region runs from base 1 to 1755 and encodes 584 amino acids. NCBI's taxonomy places the organism in Eukaryota, Viridiplantae, Chlorophyta, Mamiellophyceae, Mamiellales, Bathycoccaceae.